Molecule: messenger RNA, 876 nt
Organism: Salvelinus namaycush (lake trout)
Lineage: Eukaryota; Metazoa; Chordata; Actinopteri; Salmoniformes; Salmonidae
Product: leucine-rich repeat-containing protein 38-like
Exons: 2
Coding region: 1-876 (291 amino acids)
Cellular component (GO): voltage-gated potassium channel complex
Molecular function (GO): potassium channel activator activity; voltage-gated potassium channel activity; transmembrane transporter binding
Source: RefSeq, a predicted model, not a curated record
AUGUUGCCAUGUGUCUGCUGGCUCCAGCCUUUCCUCGUCUUGCUGUCUUCUGUCUUACGGGCUCAGGGGGAAAACUGUCCAGCUAGCUGCCUGUGCCCGGACCCCCACACUGUGGACUGCAGCGGCCGUGGACUCACCCGUCUUCCUGAUGAAAUCCCCUUGGACGUCCGCAGGCUCCUUCUAUCUGACAACUGUAUCCCCCGCAUUCCCUCUGACUUCCUAGUGCUCUACAGUGACCUGGUCUACCUGGACCUACGGAACAACUCUUUGUCCCACAUCGAGCCGGGCACCCUCAGCACCUCUUCCAGGCUGGUGUUUCUGGACUUGGGCAGCAACAACCUGACUGAGAUCCCCUCGGGGACCUUUGGGCAGUCCCGUAGCCUGAUCAAACUCCGCCUGGGCAAUAACCCCUAUCUGAGCAGGGUCAACGAGGAUGCAUUCCUGGGCCUCACCUCCCUGCGUGAACUGGAGCUGGAGCGUAACGCCCUGUCUGGCCUUCAGGUGGGGGCGCUGAGCCAGUUGCCCUCUUUACGGGUGGUGAGACUGGAGGGCAACCCUUGGGUGUGCAACUGCAACUUUGCCAACCUGUUUGGAUGGCUGGAGGAAAACAGUCAAAAGCUUCCAAAUGGAGUGGAGGGCAUGGAGUGUUCAUUACCCAUGGACGGCAGACGGGUGUCCCUGAGCCAGCUAUCACAGGACAGCUUCCGGGAGUGUCAGAUCACCCUUACCUUAACAGACUUACUCAUCAUCAUAUUUUCUGGCAUCUCUGUGUCCGUAGUGGCCAUCAUGACCAGCUUCUUCCUGGCCUCCAUUGUCCACUGUUUCCAGCGCACAAGCAAAACCACUAAGGGAGAUGAGGAGGAGAGUGAGGAGUGA